Messenger RNA from Limulus polyphemus (Atlantic horseshoe crab), 2407 nucleotides. RefSeq names its product UMP-CMP kinase-like. The coding region runs from base 224 to 868 and encodes 214 amino acids. The record is from RefSeq and is a predicted model, not a curated record. Gene Ontology annotation, molecular function: ATP binding; UMP kinase activity. Gene Ontology annotation, biological process: UDP biosynthetic process; 'de novo' pyrimidine nucleobase biosynthetic process; CDP biosynthetic process. The transcript has 9 exons. NCBI's taxonomy places the organism in Eukaryota, Metazoa, Arthropoda, Merostomata, Xiphosura, Limulidae. Gene Ontology annotation, cellular component: cytoplasm; nucleus.
CGUCAGCGUUUUUGUGUGGCUGGUAUAUAGUAGGACGUGGAGAUUCCUGAGAGUGAUUUUAUCUUGGGAUUUUAAUACGUUGCGUUAAAGGAAUACUGGAUGACUUCCUAACUUAGGCGGUUCAUAAGCUUGUAAUUGUAUCGUGGAAAAUGGAAUGCAGAGAACAAAAUGACCUUUCGUAUGUGAUAUCUGAAGUGUCAAUUGAACACAAAAUGUAUUUGUUAUGCCAGUAAUGGGAGAGGAAAAGCCUACCAUUGUGUUUGUUCUAGGAGCACCAGGAGCUGGUAAAGGUACACAGUGUGAGAAAAUUGUUAAUGAGUUUGGUUUUGUUCAUUUAUCUGCUGGUGACCUACUACGUGAAGAAAGAAACACUCCAGGCUCUGAGUAUGGAGAGCUGAUUGAGAAUCACAUUAGAAAUGGGACCAUUGUUCCAGUGGAAAUAACAUGUAAUCUUCUAGAAAAUGCCAUGAACAAAAGUGAAACUAAAAAAUUCCUUAUUGAUGGAUUUCCUCGCAACGAAAAUAACCUUGAAGGCUGGAACCGAAUGAUGGGUGACAAGGUUAAUUUAAAGUUUGUCCUCUUUUUUGACUGUCCAGAAGAGGUUUGUGUUAAUCGAUGUUUGAAGAGAGGAGCUGCAGGCAGUGGUCGAUCUGAUGAUAAUGAAGAAAGUUUGAAGAAAAGGUUUAAUACAUACAUCAAUGAUACAAUGCCAAUCAUUGAACACUAUGACAAAGAAAACCUUGUGCGUAAGGUUGAUGCUAAUCAUUCAGAAGAUGAGAGUGGGGCAUAUUGGUUUGCUCCUGGGCAUCCAUCCAUCCAUCCCAAACUUGUGGAUAGGAUACCUCAAGAUUGGAUGGAUGUAUUUUGAUCAAUUUUAUGCAACAGAUUUUUGAUGUUGUAAAGAAGAUGUUUCAGGAAGAAUAGAGUUGUAGCACAUGUUCUGAAGGAUAUCCAUUUUUCCUAGAUAUAGCUUACAUUUCAAUCACUGACUGGACUAAUUUGUUCUAUCUGGUGUUUUGUCCUCUAGUCAAGUUGUACUCUUUACUAGCUUUUGUUUUAUUGAAAAACAAUUUUUGAAAGAUUUAAAAACGAAUUUAUUUGUAGAAGGAUAGUAUAAAUAAUUUCAUCACAUGAAGAAUAAUUCUGAAAAAAAAACAUACUUUGUUUAAUAUGGUAGUUUAAACCAUUUCAACAGACAAGUAACAUUUUACACUAAGGACCUCUUCAAAACUAGCAGUUAGAAUUGUGGGAUUUUAAUAAAUUUGUUAUUUUAGGCCGAUGUAAUAAAAACGUAUGUAUUACAUAUAUAUAUUUUUAAAAAAUAAACAAUUAUUGGAGGUUUUAAAAAGUUGUAAAAUAAUGUAAUUUUAGUUUUGUUAGAUCUAAGUGAAAUAGAUCUAAAUAGAAAUUUACAUAGCACAUUUUUAAUUGUUAGUACAUUUCAGAAUAUUGGAAUUACUAUAAUUUUUUUUUAUUGGGGAAAAUUUAAGUACUAGAAAAUAUUAGCUAACUACUUAGCCUUUUAAAAACUGAAAUUAUAUUUUCAAUACAUAUAAAUUAUCAGCAAAAAAACAUGCAUAAUAAUUCCUUUUGUUUAAAAGAAUAUAUAAUUUUCUGACAAUAGCUCGGGUAGCACUAACACUGUAAUUUGGUACAUUCUUGCUUUGUGCUGAAUAAUUUAAAUAAUUGUGAUAUAUUUAUAUUUUUUAUCUAUAUAAAUAAUAUACUUGAAAGUGAGGUCUCACUGGUAAAAGCUUUUAAGUAUAUGUUUAUGAAAUACAAGAUUAUAAUUAAUUAUCCGCUUAAAGUACACUAAGUUUUACUGUAAUUUAGUCAGUGUUGUUAUUCUGAUAAGAUACAUAGACUUGUGUCACUGCCAAUUAAUAAAUUAUACUUUAUUUAAUAUUACUGGUACAAAUGUUAAUAUACAUUUUUUUUUAACAGAAGGUAUUCAUUUUUUUAAAGGCUGUUAAUAAUACUUUGAAUUGGAGAUUUCAUAGUGAUAUUAAUUUUUGUUUUACGUAACGAUCACUGUACUAUAUGCUUUUGAGUGUAAAUGUCACAAUGACUUGUGUUCAUGGUCUGAUAUGUAUAAAACGAAACAGAAAACUAUUACAUGUGGAAAGGGACAAAGUUAAACGUACCUAAAACAUUUAUUAGUAAGUUUCUUUUAAUCUAGAAGUCUCUAGGUAAUCCAAUCAAUUUAAAACUGGUUUUAUCUUCCCCCCCCCCCUUUUUUUUAGUAAUUAUCUCUUUUUGAGAUUUUUAUCAAUUACUAUAGGAAUUGUGUUAAACAGUCUUUAAUAAAAAGCUCUUAGAAAAGCUUAUAAGAAUUUUUUAGUAUUUCUUUUACUGCAGUUUUAUUAAGAAACAGUCAAAAUGUGGUAUACAUCUUUUUUUUAACAUC